Messenger RNA from Anthonomus grandis grandis, 1605 nucleotides. RefSeq names its product PHAF1 protein CG7083. Gene Ontology annotation, cellular component: trans-Golgi network. NCBI's taxonomy places the organism in Eukaryota, Metazoa, Arthropoda, Insecta, Coleoptera, Curculionidae. The record is from RefSeq and is a predicted model, not a curated record. The transcript has 7 exons. The coding region runs from base 137 to 1360 and encodes 407 amino acids. Gene Ontology annotation, biological process: Golgi to plasma membrane protein transport.
AGUUUUCAAUUUAAAAUGGCGACACAGUCGAUUUGAGACAAAGGUUCUUGUUGUAUUUUCUUGAUUUACUCUUAGGAAAUUGAGUGAUUUCGGCGGACGAGUGUUGCAAAAGUGAGAAUUUGCUUCGAAGGGGAAAAUGUUAACGUUAGAAGUGGUGCCAGAACGUUCCUUAGGGUGUGAACAAUGGGAGUUUAUUCUAGGAAUGCAUUUUUCUCAAGCAGUAGCGAUUAUACAAGCGCAAAUUGGUGUUAUUAAAGGAGUUCAAGUCUUAUAUAAUGAUAAUAAACCACUAGAAAUAGAUUUGGUAAUUAAUUUACCUCAAGAUGGCAUCAGGUUAUUUUUCGAUCCCGUAACUCAAAGAUUAAAGAUUAUUCUUAUUUAUAAUAUGAAACUAGUUAAAUUGAAAUAUUGUGGCUUAUCAUUUAAUUCUCCCGAAUUACUGCCUUCGAUAGAGCAAAUUGAGCAUUCUUUUGGAGCCACACACCCAGGAGAAUAUGACUCGGAGAAAAAAGUGUUUACGUUAAACUUUAGAGGUUUAAGUUUUUAUUUUCCUGUAGAUUCCAAGUAUCAAAAGGGGAGCACGCAUAACUUGGCUUCGUUGCAAUUUCCUCCCGGAAAUAGUCCAGUGGUAGCCAGGUUGGCAAUUUAUUCCGGAGGCAGCGUAGAUCAAGCGUUAGCUCCUGAGAUGCCUCUGUCCUGUUACCAUGGACAGUUGUAUUUGCAGAAAGCGGAAAUAAUCCGGGGCGAGUCGUUUACCAAAGGGUUGAAAUUAAACUUGUUGGCCGGCACCAAUAAUCGAGUCAUCGACUCGACCAUUUUACAUUUGGAACGACGGAUCCUGUUGGGGCAAUCCGCUCAAGACAUCUCUUCGGCGAUAGGGGCUCCCUGUAAAGUUUUCUAUAAAAGCGAGGAUAAGAUGAGGAUACAUGCGCCCAACGCGCAUCGAAGAGUGACCACCAAUAGGAGCGAUUAUUUCUUUAAUUACUUUACCUUGGGUUUGGACGUUCUAUUCGACGCCCGAUCUCAUCUGGCCAAAAAGUUCGUGUUGCACACGAAUUAUCCGGGACACUACAACUUCAACAUGUACAUGAGAUGCGAAUUCGAGUUGCCAUUAAUGGAGGCGAAUGGUCAAACCGUAAUCGACGCCUACUCGAAUUGGAACGACGUUUGUAAGAAAUUGACACCGAGCGAACGGCCGGUGGUGCUAAAUCGAGCGAGUUCGACCAACACCACGAAUCCUUUCGGGAGCACCCUGUGCUACGGGUACCAGGACAUCAUUUUCGAAAUUAUGCCGAACCACUACAUCGCCUCGUUGAGCAUCUACGGAGACGGCGCGAAACAGGGUUCGAAACAGGCGUGACAGAGGCUCUCCGCCACUUACCUCAUUCUAGCGAACAGGUACUGGCAACCUAGGGACGAACUCGCUUAUUAAUCCUCUCUAAAAUAUCAGCUCGUCAAUAAUUACUGGAAAACUCUUCAUGAUUAUUCAAUGUAUGUAUAAUAAUGGACAAGAGGGAGGUAAUUUGUUGUAACCUCACCACUAAUUUAAAAAAAAAAGUCUUAAAAAAAAUACAACAAAACCAUAAUAAAAGUCAUAAAAAAAUG